UCUGUAGGUGAAGAGAUGGCGUUUGUGAAGAGUGGCUGGUUGCUGCGACAGAGUACUAUUUUGAAGCGCUGGAAGAAGAACUGGUUUGAUCUGUGGUCGGAUGGUCACCUAAUCUAUUAUGAUGACCAGACUCGGCAGAAUAUCGAGGAUAAGGUCCACAUGCCAGUGGACUGUAUCAACAUCUGCACGGGGCAGGAAUGUCGGGAUAUUCAGCCUCCAGAUGGAAAGUCAAAAGACUGCAUGCUCCAGAUUGUUUGUCGAGAUGGGAAAACAAUUAGUCUUUGUGCAGAAAGCACAGACAAUUGCUUCAGGCAUACGGCUGUGGGCCAUACAGUGGUGCGUACCCGCCAGGAACUCAAGUUGUCUAUGCUGCGAAUGGGCAGGCGUAUGCCGUGCCCUACCAGUACCCCUAUGCAGGACUUUAUGGACAGCAGCCUAACCAAGUCAUCAUUCGAGAGCGGUAUUGAGACAACGACAGUGACCUGGCACUGGGCAUGCUGGCAGGAGCAGCCACGGGCAUGGCCUUAGGGUCUCUAUUUUGGGUCUUCUAGGGGCCUCAAGGUCUUGAUGUGCGUAGCUUCUGAUAACCCUGUGUGCAAUAAUAUGAUUUGCAGGGCAUUUCUGUUUGUGGCAAAUGUUUUUAAUAAUAGUUUUAAUCGUUCCUUUGAAAGUAGUGAUGUCAUAAUUGUAACUAAUCCACAUAAGUACCACAGAGAA
This is a messenger RNA of Rhinopithecus roxellana (golden snub-nosed monkey), 717 nucleotides long. Its product is annotated as pleckstrin homology domain-containing family B member 2-like. NCBI's taxonomy places the organism in Eukaryota, Metazoa, Chordata, Mammalia, Primates, Cercopithecidae. The record is from RefSeq and is a predicted model, not a curated record. Gene Ontology annotation, cellular component: membrane. Bases 16 to 528 code for a protein of 170 amino acids. The transcript has 5 exons. Gene Ontology annotation, biological process: regulation of cell differentiation.